AUGGGUGUUGCAGACGGCUACGAAACCAUGCUGGCGAUCCGACUCGGGGAAGAGGAAAGACGAGGAUUGAAGGUCGAGACUCCAGAUAACAUUCGGCUGGCUGUAGAUUCGCGCGUAGGCGUGGAAAUUACAGCCAGAUUAUCUGGUCUUGGCUCUGCCGACUCGGGGACCCUUGCUUUAGCGCCUGUUCCACGCGAUGGCCCCCAUGCCAUCUUUCUCGAACACUCGGAUAUGCUCAGUAUGGCAUGUACUAGGAACAAUGCAUACUCAUCCACAAAUGACGUCCAUCGUGCAUCGAGCCUCCGCCGAAGCCCGCCGCAGCUGAGCCAUGUGGCAUUCCUAGACUGCAUCAACAAAAAGCAUAUCGACACAUACCCGGUGCUGUCAUUGAACCCCAACAGCCGGUCAGUUAUUAUGGGUCAAACUGAAAGCUGGCGAUCAAACUCCAGUACCGCCAAGACGUGA
Molecule: messenger RNA, 465 nt
Organism: Dothidotthia symphoricarpi CBS 119687
Lineage: Eukaryota; Fungi; Ascomycota; Dothideomycetes; Pleosporales; Dothidotthiaceae
Exons: 2
Coding region: 1-465 (154 amino acids)
Source: RefSeq, a predicted model, not a curated record